This is a messenger RNA of Mixia osmundae IAM 14324, 1021 nucleotides long. RefSeq lists its product as uncharacterized. The transcript has a single exon. Bases 167 to 709 code for a protein of 180 amino acids. The record is from RefSeq and is a predicted model, not a curated record. Lineage: Eukaryota; Fungi; Basidiomycota; Mixiomycetes; Mixiales; Mixiaceae. Gene Ontology annotation, cellular component: nucleus; cytoplasm. Gene Ontology annotation, molecular function: bis(5'-adenosyl)-pentaphosphatase activity; endopolyphosphatase activity; diphosphoinositol-polyphosphate diphosphatase activity. Gene Ontology annotation, biological process: diadenosine hexaphosphate catabolic process; diphosphoinositol polyphosphate metabolic process; diadenosine pentaphosphate catabolic process.
GUCUGUGAGCAACUCGCUGCGAUGCGCACUGCGCCCGUGUUCACUGACCUUUGACGAGCUUGUCGUACUGGCCCGACAUGACUGCAAGGGGCCCGUUGCCGUUCGUUGCUUGCCUGUCGCGUCAAUGUGGUGAUGUCACCGACCUGGCAAGUCUACUGAGCGGUCUAUGCCUGCCCGUGGCGUCGCUAUCGUGCUGCCGUUCUGCAUCGGCACACCACCAGAUCCUACGCCAGUGCCCGCAGUCACGUCAGGUCAAGUGCACUUUGCUCCAAACCCAAGUCAAGGCCGAUCCAACGAAGCAACAAUCCACUACUUGAUCGUCUCCUCACGCAAGCACAAAGAUCGCUAUGUCUUGCCCAAAGGCGGUGUAGAGACUGCAGAUCCUAGCAUCGCUUCAGCAGCUCUGCGCGAGGGCUACGAAGAGGCGGGUUUGUGCGUCAGCUCCGAUAGAGCGAUCGUCUCUGUCGGCGAGCCCAUAGACGAUGCUCGCACAAAGUCAGAUGGCUCGCCUAAAGCGACAUACUACCCGCACAUAGCCGUAGUCAGUCAGCUCGCCAUGGACUGGCCAGAGCGUCAUGAGCGCGAGCGCGUCUGGGUCGAUCGCACGCGAGCACAGUCACUGACGAGCUGGCGAAAAGGAAUGCCUGCCAUAUGGGACGCCUUUCCUGCCGAAUCGGAGUUGCGCAGACUUGCCGCCAGCUUAGUCUGAGCCGGAGUAUGUUCACAGUCAAUCCUGACAUCAAUGAAAGAUUCGCAUGCUCAAAGUCUGAUUCGGUCGGCUGUGGAUGGGACAAUGCGAUCAUACAGUCUGCAGCAGCACGCGAUUGAUUCGAUAGCAGGACAGAGUGCGACGUGAUCACUGUCAGAGACACUGUCAAACGCGCUUGAGACUCUGCGCGUUGAGCAAGACCGUCGUGGGACAUCUCAGCCGCAAGUUAGGCGUUAAAAGGUGCAUAAGUCCCAAAGCCGGUACGAGCUACGUCUGCAUACGAGGCGAAGCAUCAUUGCUCGCUAAUGGGUA